AUUGGGCUUAUGGCAGGGAGGAGGCGGUGAGAGCGAGGAGAGGAAGGGGAGAGUCAAGGAAGAGAGAAAAGUCAGGUUAACACCAAGAUCAGUAUAUGUACAGACGAGUACGCGAGUAGCAGGAGAUGGAUAGCCAAGCACACUGAGGCCAACAGAAAGAGAUCGAGAUCAAGACGAAAGGCUUGUGGUGCAAGCGCCGGCAGUCGCAAGAAGGCGAAAGGAGGGAGGCGGGGGAAGAUUGUCGCGGGUGUGAUGCUUUGGAAGGAAACGCCUUGAGCUUGAAAGCCUGGGCGAGAAACAAUAGAACGGCAGUCACUCGACUAUAGAAAGGUCUUGACAGAAAAUUUGGGAACACUUUGAGACGUGGGGAUUUUUGGGGGAUUUCUGGGGUGAGAGGCUGACCUUUCACCGGGAAAACAAGGCAUGCCUCUGGGACGGUUGUCUCACCAGACAAAAACAUCUCCGAUCUGAUCCCUAGACUCAACGGGAGCCCAAGAUCAUGCGUGAUUCUUUGAAAUCCCUGCGUGCGUUUGCUACAUAACCGCACACGAAUCCUGUGCAUCAGCACUUGGGGCCUUUGUUGAACCAUGUUGGAAGAGGAUCAUCCUCAUCCUCAUAAGCAUGAGAUUCUUGCAAAGGGCUACAUCCUACAUGAGACCAUAGGGCAAGGGAGUUUUGGAAAGGUCAAGAAAGCCACAAGGAAGUGUUGUGGUACAAUGGUGGCGAUCAAGAUCAUCGACAAGAGUAGGAUCGGUGACAUCCAAGAUGUCAUGAGAUACACGAGAGAGUUUGCGAUUCUCAAUUCGCUAAGCCACAAGAACAUCAUCCAUCUCCACGAGAUUCUGCAGAACGACCACUUCUUCUACGUCAUCAUGGAUCUUUGUACAGGGAAUUUGCAUGAUAUCAUUCUGAAGGAAGGCACAAAGCCUCCUGAGGACGAGUUGGACCCUGCUGAAGACGAGGUCGUGACUCCUGAUGUCAAAAUCUUGAGCGAGGACCUCGCAAGAAGCUAUUUUCGGCAAAUCAUUGCUGCUGUAGAGCACGCGCACAAGAAGCUAGUAGUUCAUCGAGACAUCAAGCUUGAGAAUGUGUUGAUAGACACGCAGGGGAACCUCCGGCUCUGUGACUUCGGGCUCUCCAUCAUGCUGGACGACGCCGAUGCUCUGCUCAAGACGCAGGCUGGAACUCUCAACUACACUGCCCCGGAAAUUCUGAGCUCGGGGGCAAAGGGUUACCUCGGGUUUCCUGCAGAUGUGUGGAGUUGUGGUGUUCUGCUGUAUGUGAUGGUGGGAGGCAGCUACCCUUUCUCCAUAGCCAACAAAGUCCCCAGGCCUCGUUCAGAGGAUAUCAAGAAUGCUAUCCUGGAAAGACCAGUGCAGUAUCCCAAGUGGAUCUCAAAGUCUCUUCGUGAUCUGCUGCAGCGCCUGCUGCACAAGAAUCCGCAGCACAGGAUCACUCUGUCGCAGCUGCAGAACCACAGUUGGUACUUGGGGAUGGGGAUAGACCGCGACAGUUCUUUCUCCUCCAUUCCAAGAAGCUUGCUCAUUCAGAGUGUGACUGAAGGGUCCGUCUCUCCCAAGGAGGAAGAGAACUCGGGGAUUUCACGAACUAGCGACCCAACGGAGAAUUUGUCCGGCAGCAGCACGCAUCCCGAAGUUGUGGGCAAAGCCGACUCCCCAAGGCGGAGGCGAUCGACCUUCCUUCUGAGCAGUCGGAACAUCCUCUCCAAGUUUGAAAGGGACGCUGGGGCACCUCUGUCGCCGCUACUGCGAGACAACACGUCGCCUCCUCCGAUUAUGGAGACGAGAGACACGGACUCUAUAGAUCUGCACCAUCACCGACUCGUGCGACGGUCGAGGAUCUCGAGCAUUGGCUAUCUAUCCCCGCCGUCGCCUAUCAGGUCCUUCACCCCAGCUCACAAGCGCGAGGCGAAGCAGCAGGUCAACGACAGGGAAACCGAUCAGGUCGACAAGGAGCAGAGCCCCAGGCGCUUCAUGCUCCCCCCUGCUGUACCUGUAGACCCGCAGCCUCUCAAGCUCACACGGACGCUGCGAUCUCCGUUCUGGGAGAGGCUUUCGCAGCCCAAGAACGGCCCUCCUGUCCCUGGGCUUCGCACCUACAACCCUGCCACGGACAUUCUCAGAUCUACAACGGGGGCAGGGAUCAACGUGCAGCUGACUGGAAGGCAACGAAAGGCCUCCUUCGACGGUGCGAGGCACAUCAUAGAUUAACUCUUCUGUCAUGUUUAGAUCUUGUUGUAUUGUAAGGGUGAAGGGACCACUCUGCUUUCUUUGUUUCUUUUCGAAUUCUUUUCCAUGGAAGUAAAAUUGCUAUGCCG
Molecule: messenger RNA, 2338 nt
Organism: Guillardia theta CCMP2712
Lineage: Eukaryota; Cryptophyceae; Pyrenomonadales; Geminigeraceae
Exons: 3
Coding region: 588-2231 (547 amino acids)
Biological process (GO): protein phosphorylation; intracellular signal transduction
Cellular component (GO): cytoplasm
Molecular function (GO): protein serine/threonine kinase activity; ATP binding
Source: RefSeq, a predicted model, not a curated record